This is a messenger RNA of Suillus clintonianus, 585 nucleotides long. RefSeq lists its product as uncharacterized. Bases 1 to 585 code for a protein of 194 amino acids. The record is from RefSeq and is a predicted model, not a curated record. The transcript is spliced from 3 exons. Lineage: Eukaryota; Fungi; Basidiomycota; Agaricomycetes; Boletales; Suillaceae.
AUGGCACGCCCAACAUUAUACAAAACUCAUCAGGCUAGACUACAAGCAGCGAGAGAAAAGUGCCGUCGUCAUUAUCAAAAGUUUCGAGAGUCUAUCCUGGCCAAGAGGCGUCAGUCACGCAAAGAAAAAAAAUCUCAAGGCAAUGAACCUUCAGACGACGAAGAUGAACCAAUCGAAACCUUACAUGACUGCAUUGCUACAGUUAAGUACGCCAAGGAUGACUUCAUGGCCUAUGUGAAAAGUCCACGACGAUUCUUCGACCUCCUCGUGGAUGAGUACUCCAAAACGAUGCCUGACCCCGAGUUACACCCUACCGUGAAUGGAGACAAGUCUAUAUUCGAGCGCGCUAUCACACGCUUGGAAGACUUCCUCGACCAAGCUAAUCGCGGGCUUGAUGGUAUCCUUCAGAUGUGUGGUGUGAGUGAUGAGUGGCGUGCUGCGGAUGGUGUCUGCAGGUUCAUGAGGGAGAUGAUAGGGAUGAUCGAAGACAUCUUGUUGCGUCUGGCGGAGGGCGGAGACAGUGAACUAUCAAUCGCUUUCAUGGGGAAUGAGUUGUGGUACCAGGAGUACAAAUUCCCCGUCUAG